Postia placenta MAD-698-R-SB12 is the source of this 1056-nucleotide messenger RNA. RefSeq lists its product as hypothetical. NCBI's taxonomy places the organism in Eukaryota, Fungi, Basidiomycota, Agaricomycetes, Polyporales, Adustoporiaceae. The record is from RefSeq and is a predicted model, not a curated record. The transcript has 5 exons. The coding region runs from base 1 to 1056 and encodes 351 amino acids.
AUGACUACAAAUCCCUCAGAAGAAGAGGUACUCUAUAUACUGAGAGCCUUGCGCCACAUUGAGCCGUCCCUCGGAGUCCACAAAGUGCUCGCAAUCUUGAAGGAACGAAACCCAUCAUGGAUUUUGUCCGAGAAGCGGUUGAGGGACAUCAUGAAGCGGUACGGGCUUGAGACGGUUGCCGCUGCUGCUUCACUAUCUGCAGUGCCUGAGCAGUACAACAUUGGCCCACCACCUUUCGAACAAUCUGAUCCUCGACCUCAUCCAAAAGGCUGGAGUGUAACCUUGGAGGCGUCUUACGAGAAGGUCAGACCGCUGCAGCCGUUUGUGCGUGGUCAAUUUCUGGGACCUUUCGACUGGUCAAAGGUCGACGCGGAGAAAAAGGGGUACAAAAUGAUGGCGUUUGCGAAGCCCGGUCGUGGCUUCUCUGACGCUUUGCUGCAUCAAUUGGACUACAAGGCCAACUCCGAUCGAAUAUACAGACUGUAUGGGAGUGGAGGAUGGGACUGGGGCUUCACGCCCAACGCAGACAUGCGCAUCCUAUUCGACGAGAUGUUUGCGAAGGCUUUAGCGAACAAAGAUACAGGGGCACUAUACUUUAUGUACCUGCGCUUGCUCGCAGCCGCCAGACAAGUGGACGUCUCUGCCGCGGAUCUCCGUGCUCAACUGCAUGCUGAGUAUGGGUUUGAUCCCCUCAACGCUGCUCCUAACCCGCCAAAGACGGAAGCGGAAGUUGCUGCAUGGCACGAACGAGAUGAACGCAACCGUCUUACGUAUCGCGAGGAGAAGAUGAGGAUGCUACAAGACCUCAUCAAGCUCGAACCGAGAGCUUUGAAGCAUGUAAAGCUUGACGAGUCCGGCAGAGUCAUCUAUGAUGAAGAUAUUCAAGGCAUCGACGCCGUCUUUUGCGUUCCGGUCCGAAAACAAAGGGAUUCGUCGUCCGGCCGGCUACAAUUCAUCAUGACUCUCAACGACGGUACACAGGUGAUACCCACGGAAGACAACACAAAGUCAUGCUUUCCGCAUUUGAAGGACCCUGAUCGCGAGCCCUUUUCUUAA